CACUCCUUCACUCAGUCACUCUCCCCUAGCCAGUGACGUCCACCACUGCAAACAUCUGCUGCCUGCCAGACCCCCUCCUCGCAGUCACGAUGACCCGCGCCCUCUGCUCGAGCUCCCUCCUCCUCCUCGCGCUGCUGCUGUCCCUCUCCUGUCCCGCUCGCGCUGAGCCUCGACGGACCACGUCCUCGCAGCGCAGCAGGGCGCCUCGCGCACCCGCCUCCAAGGUGCGUCUGGCUGGCAACUAUGCGCGAGAGCCGCACGAAGGGCGCGUGGAGGUGCUGCACAACAACACGUGGGGGACCGUCUGCGAUGACGAGGUGGACAUCAAGAUGGCCAACGUGGUGUGCAGAGAGCUGGGCUUCCAGAGUGGGGUGACCUGGGCCCACAGCGCCAAGUAUGGAGAGGGAGCAGGCCCGAUAUGGAUGGAUAAUGUACGCUGUGAUGGCUCGGAGCAGUCCUUGAAGGACUGCAAACACAACGGUUGGGGGGUGAAUGACUGUAAGCACUCUGAAGACUUGGGGGUGGUGUGCACCGCUGAUCGCAGGCCGGAUCAGGCGGCGGUCAGGGGCCCCAGCACCGCCGCCAGGCCCAAUGGCAGUCCCGCGCCUCAGUGGCAGGGCCUCGUGACCACCCGCAGGCAUCCAGGAUAUGGCCAUUAUGGAAACGGGCAUCAAUAUGAGAUCCCCAGGUUCCAAAGACACCACGAGGGUCACAGUAAGGUGAAAAUCGAGGAAGUUCGCCUUCGUCCCAUCCUCAUGUCUACCAAGAAGAAGAGCCUGAUCGCAGAGGGUGUGGUGGAAGUGAAGCACGCUGGGAGAUGGAGGCAGGUUUGUGACCUGGGUUGGAGUGUCAACAGCAGCCGAGUUGUGUGCGGGAUGCUUGGCUUUCCAGAGGCUACUCAGCACAACGCCAAAACAUACAAGAAAAUAUGGGAUACCAAGGUCGCAGAUCCUACUACAAGAUUGAGCAUGAUGACGAAGAAGAAGGGAUUCUGGGUAGAAAAAGUUCACUGUCUGGGCACUGAGAAUGGCCUGUCAGAGUGCCACGCUCAGCUGUCCAUCCCCCGUAGUCCCACACCUUGUAAGAACGGGAGACACGCAGUGGUCAAGUGUGUGCCUGGACCUCAGUUCGCUCGCAUGUCCUCAGGAAGACCCCAGGCCCCCCAUCCAAUUGUGCCUGUGCGUCUGAAGGCCGGCCCCAGGCUGGGCGAGGGUCGCGUGGAGGUGCUCCGAGACGGAAAAUGGGGGACCAUCGUGGACCACAUGUGGGAAAGACCUGCAGCCAGUGUGGUGUGCAGAGAGCUGGGCUUUGGUUCGGCGAAGGAUGCCCUGCAAGGAGCCUUUAUGGGUCAAGGUACAGGACCAAUCCAUAUGAACAGUGUCCAGUGUAUGGGUUCAGAGCGCUCCAUCCUUGACUGCUACUACCAGGAAGUCCAACCGUGGACAUUCAAACACAGCCAGGACGCCUCAGUACGCUGUAACGUCCCUAAGACCGGAACAGAGAACCUGGUGCGACUUGUUGGUGGUAGAGUCCCAUCAGAAGGCCGUGUGGAGGUGUUGAUGGAUGUUGGGGGACGUAAGCGUUGGGGCUCUGUCUGCAGUGAGAACUGGGGCAUCAACGAGGCCAUGGUGUUGUGCAGACAGCUCGGCCUGGGCUUCGCUGCCAGUGCUCAUCAGGAGACCUGGUACUGGCCUGGUAGUGACCCAAAUGCAGCCGAUGUGAUUCUCAGUGGAUCUCACUGUGUGGGCACAGAGCUUUCGAUUCAACAGUGUCGCCGCAACAACCAUGUCCACUGUCCUCGAGGAGGUGGAACUAAGGCCGCCGGGGUCACCUGUUCAGACACGGCACCUGACCUCGUUCUGGACUCCCAGCUGGUCCAGGAGACGGCCUACCUGGAGGACCGACCCCUCCACCUGCUGAGCUGUGCCAACGAGGAGAACUGUCUGUCCUCGUCUGCUGCCAGGAUGAACUGGCCUUACGGACACCGACGCCUGCUCCGCUUCUCCUCCCGCAUCAUGAACAUGGGUCGGUCCGAUUUCAGACCCAAAGCGACGAGAGAGAGCUGGACGUGGCACCAGUGUCACAGGCACUACCACAGUAUCGAGGUGUUCACACAUUACGACCUGCUGACUCUGAAUGGCACGAGGGUUGCAGAGGGACACAAGGCCAGUUUCUGUCUGGAGGACACGUAUUGCCCCGACGGACUCCAGAAGCGGUUCUCCUGCUAUAACAUGGGUGAUCAGGGUAUCUCCGUGGGCUGUUGGGAUACAUAUCGCCACGAUAUCGACUGUCAGUGGAUCGACAUGACAGAUGUACGGCCAGGAGACUACAUCUUCCAGGUGGAAAUCAACCCCUCAAUGGACAUGGCUGAGUCUGACUUUAUGAACAACGUCAUGAGAUGCCGGUGCAAAUAUGAUGGCCACAGAGCUUAUAUGUAUGGAUGUCAUGCAGGUGAUGCAUACAGUGCAGAGAUUGAGGACCUGUUUGAGCACCAGAGGCAAAUCACCAACAACUUUGUGUAGCCCAUCCUGGGGCCCAGCGCGAAGGCCUUCCAGUGGGGCCCAGAGACUACUCAGGGUGGGCUGAGGUCGAUGGCCCCCGGCCCUUGGGACCUCAGGACCCACAAUAACAGACAACACACAAAAAAUGGCGCCUGUUCAUCUCCUUGGCAGAUGUGGAUAAAAUAUUCAUAAGCGCAUCAUAUCACAGCAGCGACCAUUACAGAGACUCCAUUGACAACAAGAGGGGAACAGGUGCCGGACGGCUCAACAUGUUUUUUUACUCUAGUUCAGUAAGAAUUCAAACUAUACAGAUGUUUGUGAAUGUGGACGACUAGUAACUUAAGUUAGUUAUUCAAAACGUAUACGCAUGAAAGACCUUAAUGUCGCUAUAACUAAUCUGUCACAAAGGCAACGGGGGAAGAGAUGCUGUUGGGAAACCUCAUUCCCAAUCUAGGGAAUAUGAAAAUUUGAGAUUUUUUUUUUUUUUUUUAUAAUUUCUGUUUCAAAAGGCUGAUUUAAUGCACGUGUAGCAAAAGUACUAUAAUUUGCUCUGUUGGCAUUAUUUUACCCAAAUUCUUUACAUAUUGAAUUUUGUAACUUCAAUAUCGGUGCUCUUUAGCAAUACUGUAUGUCGUUAUAUUACGUUUCAGGUGAACAGUGUUGUACAAUGCAUUUUGGGUAGUUUUCUUUCACAGUUAAUUAGGCAUUUUAUCAUUGCUUUGGUUUUAACAAAAUCAUUGUUUUAUAAAAGUGUAGUCAUUUUGCUUCUCAUCUAGAUUAGGUAAGAAGAAGUCAAAUGAUUUUUAUGGAACAAAGCACUUUAUCUUUUAAACAUCAGUAUUCUAGUUUUGCCCCCAUACUUUUUUUUUUUUUUUUUUUAAUUAGCCACCAAAUUGACUUCUUAGGGUCUUUAUCUAAAAAACACUUAUUUUUUCAGAAAGUGAAAUAUAAGGUUUAUGUUUUGUUCUCAUAUACAAUGUAUUAUUUAUGCUGUAACUUUAUUUAUUCAUGGAUUUCACUCAUACACAGCAUGCUCAGUAAAGAGUUUGUUAGUUAGCGUUCAAUUAACAAUACUUAAUAUAUUUUUUUGUUUUUCUGACGUAAUUAACCAGAGAGGAAAAAAGGAUUUCAUAUGGGACACGGUAUUAUAAUGUUCCCAUGAUGCAGAUGAAUAAUUGUUGAUUUAUUUUAUUUUAGUUAUUAAAACAACUGUAACUGUACGGCUUUUCUCUCCCAGCCUCUCUGACGGGAGGGAAAACCGGCCUGACGAAACCACAGUAUUGUGGCAGGCUGGGUUUUGAGAGCAUAUAAAAAAAACCUUUUAAUUACGUCUGUUUGGGUUAGACAUAAGGUUACGGUUAAGGUUAGAGGCUAUAGCAUGUGCUUUAUAAAGAAACACUAUGGAAUAGUUACUUAAGGGAUCCCAGACAGAGCGAGAAUCUGAAGGAUUUCACAAACUACAAGAAAGAUUCAGAGUAUCUGAGAGAUUUAGUGAGGGAGACGGUGAUUGAAAGAAAGACUGAGAAGGUAAAACAGAAAGAGAGAGACGAGGAUGAAGUUUGGAGAAAGACUUAUGCAGACAGACACUUUUUUUAACUACCAGAGCUGCUUUUUUGUAGGCAGUCAUACAGAGACCACAAGCUGGCAUUUUCAGCUCCCCAACGAGAACAACAUGUUUGUCUGGGAGAAAAAAUAAACUCCUCAAUUCACGCUUCAGCACAGUAAACAGUGGCCUUACUUUGACUAAAGCUGGGCCUGCUACAAUAUACUGUAUACUCUCUAUGCUUUCUCUGCUAACGUUUUAGCUCCACUCCAAACAAUGAUGCAGCUCAAUUUUCUUUACGACUUGGAACUCGUGUUAAUCAUGUUGUUUUACCCCGUUAAUGUGUUUGAUGUGUUGGCUUAAUGUCUUAGUGGUUUAAACCUGUUAAAGAUGGUUUUCUAAUGGCCAGUUUCCAGGACACACUGUGGAAAGGACAAGUCACAGAGCCAUAAAGACAGACUAAAUUACUUUAGCACAUUGUCUUCCUCCUCACUGGGCUUUCAUGAGUCUGACUCAGGCUUAAAAAGAAUUAGUAGCUUUUCAGAAUAACCUUUUAUAAUCAUGCACACCUGGCCAAACACAGCCAGCCCUAUUACUAAAAACUGUUGGAGAUGUUAGCAGAUAGACCUGAAAGUCUAAAACCGAUGUGCUUUUCUAUUGUUUUGUGCUUGUGUACAGUUGCUAUCGACAUACUAUGGUCUGUUCUGUGUGUUAUUUAAAAUUAUAUGCCAUUCCAUAUCUUAAGUUGGUUCAUAUUCACCACUCUCAUCAUAUUACUGUAUUGUGCUCAUGCUAUAGGCGUAGCACGGGGACACUGUUUUCCAUGGCCAGUUAGUAUGCUUUUAUUUUGUCUUUAAAGCUGAGAGUGUGAGCUACAUGGUGCUUAUCUACAAUCCUAUUCUUAGAAAGCUGUGCUCUCAGGGACUUUAACCUCAUCUAAAGAGAAAAAAAAUAAUGUUUCAUGUGAUGUGAUCUAGGUUGCUGUGAUGCAUACACUCUUACAAAAAGUAAUCUGUGCCCACGUGUUUGUGGAGAAACGUUAGGAUGACACUGGCUGAGUCGGAGGCAAAUUUCAGUUAAAGACACAAUCCAUUCAUUCAUCAUUACUGUGAAUCAAUAAAACUUCAUCACAUACUAA
Sebastes umbrosus (honeycomb rockfish) is the source of this 5182-nucleotide messenger RNA. RefSeq names its product lysyl oxidase-like 4 (gene loxl4). The record is from RefSeq and is a predicted model, not a curated record. The transcript has 15 exons. Bases 90 to 2522 code for a protein of 810 amino acids. Gene Ontology annotation, cellular component: membrane. Gene Ontology annotation, molecular function: copper ion binding; protein-lysine 6-oxidase activity. NCBI's taxonomy places the organism in Eukaryota, Metazoa, Chordata, Actinopteri, Perciformes, Sebastidae. Gene Ontology annotation, biological process: peptidyl-lysine oxidation.